UGGCAGUUCAUGCUGCGAAGACUUCGGAGGUGGGACGUUAAAGUUUGGAAAAGGUGGACGACUUGCAUCAGUACAGCUGGAUAGCGGUUCCCAGCCUCUUCUGCCUUCCCACCAAUAAUGUGGCUUCUCCUGCCACAGUGACUUUUCCUGCCACAGCAUCCAUCCAUGACAGGACUGUUGCUCUUGUGGUCUAAUGAGCCUGGAAAAGGGAUUGCUCUUCAGCCAACCAGAGAGUCUGAACUGAAGAGUUUUUGUUCUAGAAAUAUACUGAUCAUCCUUGGCUUCUCCUCUAUCAUGGCUGUGAUUGCUUUGAUCGCUGUGGGGCUGACCCAGAACAAACCAUUACCAGAAAAUGUUAAGUAUGGGAUUGUGCUGGAUGCAGGCUCUUCUCACACGAGUUUGUACAUCUAUAAGUGGCCAGCGGAAAAGGAGAAUGACACAGGGGUGGUGCACCAGAUAGAAGAGUGCAAGCUGAAAGGUCCCGGAAUCUCAAGAUAUGCUCAAAGAUUAAACGAAAUAGAUGCUUAUCUGACCGAAUGCAUGGAAAGAGCCAGUCAAGUGAUUCCAAAGUCCCAGCACCAAGGGACGCCUGUUUACCUGGGAGCUACGGCAGGCAUGCGGUUGCUCAGGAUGGAAAAUGAACAGUUGGCAGACAAAGUCCUGAGUGUGGUGACCAAGAGCCUCAACAACUACCACUUUGACUUCCAUGGUGCUAGAAUCAUCACUGGCCAAGAGGAAGGUGCCUAUGGCUGGAUUACUAUCAACUAUCUGCUGGGAAAAUUCACUCAGAAAUUGAGUUGGCUCAACCUGAAGCCAAAUGGAGGCAAUUCUCAGGAAACCUAUGGAGCUUUAGACCUUGGGGGAGCCUCUACACAAAUCACUUUUGUGCCCCAAAACGAGAGGAUUGAGUCUCCAAGCAACGCUCUGCACUUUCGCCUCUAUGGCAAGGACUACAGCGUGUACACGCACAGCUUCUUAUGCUAUGGGAAGGAUCAAGCGCUCAGGCAGAAACUGGCCAAGGACAUUCAGGUUACAAAUGGAAUCCUCAGGGACCCAUGCUUUCACCCUGGAUAUGAAAUAGUAAUGAAUGUAAGUGAACUUUACAGUGGCCCCUGCACCAAGAGAUUUGAGAUGACUCUUCCAUUCGAUCAGUUUCAAAUCCAAGGCACUGGAAACUAUCAACAAUGCCAUGAAAGCAUCCUUGAACUCUUCAACACUAGUUACUGCCCUUACUCCCACUGUUCCUUCAAUGGCAUUUUCUUGCCACCACUUCACGGGGAUUUUGGGGCAUUUUCAGCUUAUUACUAUGUGAUGGAGUUUUUAAACUUUACAUCAGAGGAAACCCCUACUCAGGAAAAGGUGAUCGACAGUAUGGAAAAGUUCUGCUCUCAGCCUUGGAAAGAGCUGAAGACAUAUUUUGGUGAUGUGAAGGAGAAGUACCUGAGUGAAUAUUGCUUUUCUGGAGCCUAUAUCCUCUCUCUCCUUCUGAAUGGCUAUCAUUUCACAGCUGAUUCCUGGAAGAAUAUUCAUUUCAUGGGCAAGAUCCACAGCAGCAGUGUCGGAUGGACUCUGGGCUACAUGCUGAACCUGACCAACAUGAUCCCCGCUGAGGAGCCGCUGUCCACACCUCUCUCCCACUCCACAUAUGUCUUCCUCAUGGUCCUCUUCUCCCUGAUCCUGGUUGCAGUGGCCAUCAUAGGCUUGUUUAUCUUUCACAAGCCUUCGUAUUUCUGGAAAGACAUGGUAUAGCAGGAGCAGCUGAAAUCUGCUGGCUGGAGUGAGAAAAAAACUUGCCCAGGGAGCAUUUUCCUCCACAGUGGUGUUCAAAGUCAUCCCUCCUUGCUCACCAAGGCCAGUCUUGACCAGCACAGAGCUUCCCUGGCUUUUGCUGCUGCCUUUCCAUGGGAGGUAUUCACCACCACCUGCCUCAAGGACUACCCUGCAGACGUUGUCUCUUUUGUGAGUCCUUCCCAUCUCCCCUUUUCUCUUUUGUACUCUGUGCUUGUGUAGGUCUGGAAGACCUGCUGCCUUUCAUGAUCUUAGCUCUAUAAAAGAACAAUCCUGACUUUGUCCUGAAGAACUGAGGGUCCUGCGUCCUGCGCUGGGAAGCUGCGCUGGCUAAAAGAAGAAUCUCAGGAACGGGUUCAGCUGUACUCACAAAGACCCUUUCUUUCUCCUGUUGCCCAUUUAUUAAGAACGCCAUACAAUGCCUCUGGAGAGGGCAAACACACAUCUCAUUCCCAGCCUGCUGUUUGCACAGGAGAAUUUUCCAGACGAGACAAAUAUGUGCUAGAGCCAAAGAGUCUCGCAAGGGAAUUUAUGUGCUUGUGUAAUUAAUACAAUACUUGAGCCAAUCCAAAACAGGGAUGUAGAUGAGUUACAUGUUCCUCGGUGAUGCCAAAAUGCUACAGAACAGGACCCCCAGACUAGAGACUUUUUUUAAAAGCUGAUGUGACAUAUAAGCAUUCAGAUAUAAGGGCAUACUACAUGGUAGGUAAACAUGUCAGGAAGAAAAAUACAAUUACUAUGAAGAAUUUGGAAAAUGCAGCCUUCAGUAUAUCUAUUGGGCUUUUAUUUUUAUUGUAAUAAAAAUACAUAUAACAUGGAGUUCACCAUUUUAAUGUGUACAAUUCAAUUGCAUUUAGCAUAUUCACAGUGUUGUGCAACCAUCACCACUAUCUAAUUCCAGAAUAUUCUGCCCACCCAGAAAUUAGCUGGAGACAAGACCACCCCUGGGUGGGUUCAAACCAUCAACCUUCUAGUUAAUAGCCAAAUAUGCUAAUCAAUUGCACCACAAGAUGCCCACUGAGUUUUAAAGCCACUCCAGGCCUUACUGUCACAGGGUUUAAUUUAGUGAGAGCUACAGCAUGCCUUUUCACUGCCAUGGCAUUUACUCAUCAAAGUGUGCCAGGAACCAGGUCUGAAAGUGUUGUUGCCACUCCUGUCACACAAAAAUGGGAUCUCUUUACUUAUUCCAUGGACUAUUUUGUGGGAGAAGCAGCAGCUAUGGACCUUGUCACAUAAACGUGAAGAGACCCUGUACCUUCUUCCUUUAAUGACUGCUAUAAGAGUUACCUGUUGAGUAGCGUGGAGUGGUGAUGUGUUACUCUGACGUUGUCCCAAGCUCCCAUCUCUGGAUCUGGGGACGACUGUUGAGCUGAUGCAGGGAGGAGGUGGGGUGGGGGAGGAAAAGCUUUCCCACAAACUGGAAGCCAAAUGCCCUUAUAUCUCUUGGAUAACUAAGUCAUUUUUUUUACAACAUCCAGGUGAAUACAAGCUUAAUAAAACUGAGAACAGGAA
This is a messenger RNA of Leopardus geoffroyi (Geoffroy's cat), 3300 nucleotides long. It is a transcript of the gene ENTPD1, whose product is annotated as ectonucleoside triphosphate diphosphohydrolase 1. The coding region runs from base 166 to 1749 and encodes 527 amino acids. Lineage: Eukaryota; Metazoa; Chordata; Mammalia; Carnivora; Felidae. The record is from RefSeq and is a predicted model, not a curated record. Gene Ontology annotation, biological process: nucleoside diphosphate catabolic process. Gene Ontology annotation, cellular component: plasma membrane. Gene Ontology annotation, molecular function: UDP phosphatase activity; GDP phosphatase activity. The transcript has 10 exons.